This is a messenger RNA of Phialemonium atrogriseum, 3219 nucleotides long. RefSeq names its product guanine nucleotide exchange factor. The transcript is spliced from 3 exons. Lineage: Eukaryota; Fungi; Ascomycota; Sordariomycetes; Cephalothecales; Cephalothecaceae. The record is from RefSeq and is a predicted model, not a curated record. The coding region runs from base 1 to 3219 and encodes 1072 amino acids.
AUGAAUACCGACCGCAGCAGGUCCCGCAGGGAGCGGACCUUCGUGGGCAGCGAAUGCGCUGUUUGCGAGGAGCCGCUCGAGCACACCCUCCGCGGUGAGAGGAUACUGCAAUUCUCUUGCUUGCAUGUCUCCCACGAGGCAUGCUUCUACGAGUUUAUCAGGGAAUUCGAGUCGCAGUACUGCCCGGCGUGUAAUGCGCCGCUACACCUCGACACCAGCAGGGGUGGUAAUGUUCUGGAUAUCGGUGAGGACGCCGAGCGCCGCCGCUUCAAGACCCAAAGCGCGACCGCUGACAGGACUGCCGCAGAGAAAAUCAGCAACAUGGUCCGGUCAGCCUCUGUGAACGACUCGAGAUCGCAGGGGACGCGGACUCCGACACUACCGUGGGACGACCAAACGGUGCGGCCACCAAGCCGGGGCUCCAACAACAGAUCGGCGGGCAUGCAAGCGAACGGGCGCGAAUCGUCCCAGCGGAGAAGUGCCCGAGAUAGCGCUCCGCUUUCGGAUCGCUACACGGCACCUUCGAGGCAUGCCCGAAGUGAUAGUGAGGCGACCGGUGUCGCCUCAUCCGGAGGGUAUCCCGAGACAACCCAAAGCGGACCACCACGCCGCCACGACUACGACGUCCAGGCGAUGGAGACGUCGAUCGCCAGCCCGCGAACCGCCACGCGGAACCCAAUCCCCGCGCCAACUGUGACCGUCAAGUCUGAGUUCCCGACCAUCAACAGGUCACAGCAACAACAGACGCUUACUUGCCUUGUCACCAUCGAAGUCCCAGACAGCCAGUGGCGGCCCGACCCAGAGGAUCUCCAGGCCGUCCCGCCUUUGCCCCAACUGAGGCCUGAAGAGACUUAUGCGGCAGCCGCCGCUGCGACAGCAGCAGCAGCGCCACCGUCACCAGCUCGCGUUGCGCCACGCUUCUAUCCAUACGAAUCACCGGAGGUGUUGCAAGAGAUGACUAACAACCUCAGGAAUCGGGUGGAGAAUUGGCACGGGCUUGAUUUUAGCCGGUUUGGCAAGCUGCGGCUGUAUGGCACGCUCCGUGUGGGGAAGGACAAGGUGUCUUGGCAGGAGUUGGAAUGCUUCCUAUUCGCCGAGAUGCUCAUCUGCGUGAAGGAGAAGAAGAAUGCCAACCCGCCACCGGCAUCGUCGCAGUGGGAUGACGAUGCUGUUCCGCGCAAAACCACCCGCUGCACCCUCAAGGGGUCAAUCCUCAUAAAAAAGCACCUCAACGAGGUGACGGAGACGGGCAACAUCGACGAGAACAUCCUCACCCUCAGUUUGUCCGUCGCGGAGCUGCCACAGUUCCAUCUCCGCUUCGAGAAUAGGAACCAGGUCAAGCUGUGGAGGCAGGCCCUUGUCGAUCUCAAUGCCGUCGAGCGGUCUCCUGUCCGCAGCCCCGACUACGACCGCGGCGAGUUCUCUGAGACGGAUGAAGAUGACUGGCAGAGGACGCCGUCCUCCAACCGCCCUCAAAGGGUGUCGUCGCUCGCAUCAUCAUGGGGCGGGGCAAGAUCGGCGACUACCGCACCGACCGACUACACCAGCUUCGCGCGAAGUCCUCUGCUGCAGUCUGUCCAUGUCCCUGUUGACGUUGUAGUUGUCGUCCCCAUAUCCGCAUCUAUGCAGGGCGUCAAGAUCAAUCUUGUUCGGGAUGCCCUGCGGUUUAUGGUGCACACGCUGGGCGAGAGGGACCGGAUGGGCCUCGUCACCUUCGGCUCGUCUGGAGGCGGCGUGCCGAUCGUGGGCAUGACGACAAAGGCGUGGCAGGGCUGGGGCAACGUGCUUAACUCGAUUAAACCCGUUGGCCAGAAGAGCCACCGUGCCGACGUCGUCGAGGGUGCGAACGUGGCCAUGGACCUCCUCAUGGGGAGGAAGUACAAUAACCCCAUUGCCACCAUUAUGCUCAUCAGCGAUGCAUCGACGUCCGACGCUGACAGCGUCGACUUUGUUGUCUCGCGAGCAGAAGCAGCCAAGAUUGCGAUCCAUUCGUUCGGUCUAGGCAUGACCCACAAACCGGAUACUAUGAUUGAGCUCUCGUCACGGACCAAGGCGUCUUAUACCUACGUCAAGGACUGGAUGAUGCUCCGGGAGUGCCUGGCCGGAUGCCUCGGCUCUAUGCAGUCCUUGUCGCACCAGAACGUCAAGCUCAAGCUCAAGCUCCCGGAGGGAUCACCAGCCAAGUUCCACAAGAUCAGUGGUGCGCUGCAGAUCACGAAGCGGGCGGCAGGUCGCGAUGCAGAAGCUUCGCUUGGCGACCUGCGCUUCGGCGACAAGCGCGAUAUUCUGGUCCAGCUUGUCAUCCUGCCUGACAACGCCUCCCAGGAGCAGCUUCCACAAGAUCCGUGGGAGACUAUAGUCUCGGGGCUCGAGGCCCUCGGCGGCUCUAUGGACCAGGAUGAGCAGAGGGUGGUGUCAGUCGAGGAAGUUCCCCUGAUUCAAGCCGAUAUCACAUGGGGUGACAUCUUGAGAGAUGGGACCACGCAGCACACGCGACCGUCUCUCCUUGCAAUCACCAUGCUACCUCCAUCAGCAGGCCAGAAGAAAUCAUGGGUCAACUCACCGCUCAUCCCGCCACAUCCCAGCAUCGUGCAGCGGAGAAUGGAACUGCUCACGUCCGACAUGCUUACACGAGCCUUGACCCUGGUCAGCAGAGGCCAGCAUGAUCGUGCCCAUACACUACUGAACGAGACGCGAUCCAUCCUCAAGGGCCUCGGAAAGGGCGGUCUUCCUCCAGUUCCACCCAUGCUGUCGAGCAAAUCCCAGCCCUCGACUCCGCACCCCCUCAGCGAUACUUCCCCAACAACCCUGGGCACGCCGGAGAGGAAACACUCGCCUUCGCCGACGACAUCCGCUACCUCAUCUGCUAUCAACGGCUUCCCUCCCCAGAGCAUUUCCCGCAGCCGAUCCAACGACGGCCUCACGCUUGGCAGCAUGGGAACAACGCCCGGUAUCGAUGCUAGCACCGUGGCAGCCCUAGACGCGGAGCUCGAGUCCAGUCUAGAGUGGAUCAACCACCCUGCAGUAUUCGGACGCGAUAGCCGGAAGGCAGUCUUGCAGGCUAUCGGAGUCAUCAGCUCCCAGAGGGCCUUCACCUUCCGGACGCCCAUCGAGGGCCUGUGGGCUGACCGUGUCAGGGGUGUGAAGAAGCUCACCGAGAAGAGCCGGGAGUGGCACGAGGAAGGGGGAGUCGAAGGCGGCAUCAUGGAGGAGGCUUAA